AUGUCACCAGAAACUACAACCACAGAGUCGGCGGGGCCCACUCCUGUACAAUCGACGCCGCCUUCGUCGCCGCUCGAGGAAAGCAAAGAUGGGGUGGUCAAGGAAGAGAAUAAAACCGAAGUUGACGUUGAGGACGAGGAGGACAUGGACCACAAGUCACGCGCUCUCACCAACCUGCUCAAGACUAGCUCUGUCUUUGUGGCUAUCAUGGCGGACAAGAUGAAGGAGCAGCAGAAGCGUAACCAGGAGGAGGCCAAACGUGCUUCUGCAAAGAAAGCGAAGGCAGGAGACACAGUGGACGAGGGCAAAGGCCCAACCAGGAAGUCUGCGCGGACUGUGGCUACCAUCGCUGACAAAGAGGAAGCGCAGAAGGACGAGAAAGAAAUCAACCUACCCUCACGUGGUCGUGGCCGAGCGGCUAGACCCCAGAAACGCAAUGCCGUAAAGAAAAACAUAAUGGACUACAUGAAAAAGGAGGAUGUUAACAUCGACGAAGGUCCAACUGUCCAAGAAGCUCUCGCCGAGGCGGCUGACGAGUACGAAGGCGAGGGCUUGGGCGCACAGAACCUUGUGGCCACGGAGCAGCCGAAACUCAUUACAGGCGGGCAGAUGAAACAUUACCAACUUGAGGGCCUAGAGUGGCUGAAGUCUCUUUGGAUGAACGGCCUGUGCGGCAUCCUGGCGGAUGAGAUGGGCCUGGGCAAGACGCUACAGGCCCUCAGCAUGAUUGCGUUCUUCAAGGAUAACAACAUUUCCGGCCCUUUUCUGAUAGCCGCGCCACUGAGUACGGUACGCAACUGGAUUGAGGAAUUCAAGUUCUGGGCACCGGACAUCGAGACCGUAUUGUAUCAUGGCAGCAAGGACGAGCGGGAAGUCCUCCGGCGAAAGCACAUGAAGAUGAACAACCAGAGCAAGUUUGAGUUCCCCGUCGUCAUCACGAGCUACGAGAUUGUAAUGAACGACAAGAAGUUCCUCGCCAACUACCAGUGGCGGUAUAUCAUUGUGGACGAAGGUCACCGCCUCAAGAACAUGAACUGCCGCCUCAUCAAGGAGCUCAUGAGCUACAACAGUGCUAAUCGGCUCCUACUGACAGGCACUCCACUCCAAAACAACAUCGCAGAGUUGUGGUCGCUGCUGCACUUUCUGCUCCCAGAAGUCUUCAACGAUCUCGAUAGCUUUGAGCGUUGGUUCGACUUCUCCUCGGUGCUCGACGACAACGGUGAGUCUAAUGGGAAGACCAACAAACGCAAAAACAACCUAGUGUCCACCAUGCACGCAAUACUCAAGCCCUUCCUACUGCGUCGCGUCAAGACGGAUGUCGAAUCAUCUCUGCCCAAGAAGCGUGAGUAUAUUCUUUACGCGCCUUUGACAGCCGAACAAAAAGACCUCUACCGCGAGAUCCUUGCAGGCACGAGCCGCAGCUACCUGGAGGAGAAAGCUAUAGAACGAAUUGAAGCACGCUCGCUAUCCCGUCCAGCCUCGUUGAAGCGCAAGGCCAAUGACUCGGGACGUUCCACACCCGCCAAAUCAAUCAAAGCCACGCGCGCAUCUACUCCCUCUUCCGAAACCUCCGUCGCCUCCACGCGCCGUGGGCGGAACGCCGCUCGCAACACCACCUACAAGGACGUCACAGAUCGUGAGUUCAACAGCAAGCUGCGGCGCCUCGAAAAUGGGGAAGAGGAAGUCAGGCUCGACACACCCAACCGUGUCGACGGCGCUAACAGUCCGACCGAUAGCGACGAAGAGGAGGAACUGCAACGUGCACAAACGCUGAAGUUGGCUAAGAAGGAAAUCGCAUCCAAAAAGCUGCAGAACCCCAUUAUGCAAUUGCGCCUAGCCUGCAACAGCCCGCACAACUUCUACUGGCCAUGGGGGCCAUCUACGGCCGCCGAAGCCGAUUCGGGUGACUAUCCCGACGUCGACGAGAGCCUGAUCAGCGCAUCGGGCAAGCUGUUACUCUUGGACACACUGCUGCCGCGACUGUUCAAAUUGCGGCAUAAGGUACUGAUCUUCAGCCAGUUCAAGACGACUUUGGACAUACUGGAGUCGUAUGCUGGCGGGCUGCGCGGCUGGAAGACCUGCCGCAUUGAUGGGUCGAUCUCGCAAGACGAGCGGCACGAGCAGAUCAUGGCGUUCAAUACGGAUAGCUCGUACAAGCUGUUUCUAUUGAGCACACGCGCAGGGGGCCAGGGCAUCAACCUCACAGCGGCGGAUACAGUGGUGCUGUUCGACAGUGAUUGGAAUCCCCAGCAGGAUCUGCAGGCGAUGGAUCGAGCGCAUCGUAUCGGGCAGACGCGGCCAGUCAUCGUAUAUCGUCUAGCGACACGGGGCACGGUGGAGGAGACAUUGCUGCUGAAGGCUGAUGGGAAACGGAAAUUGGAGAAGUUGGUGAUUCAGAAGGGCAAGUUUAAGAGUCUGUUGGAAGGCGUAGAUGCGGGAUCGCGCAAGAUGAGCCAGGUAGAGGCAGAGGAAGUCAAGGGCCUGCUGAAGGAGGAGGAGUGGGAACGCUAUGAUGUUGGGCAGGAGGGCAAAGAGAUACUCAGUGAGAACGAGCUGGCUAUCCUGACAGAUCGGAGUGACAAGGCGUACGAGCACGCUGCAAAGGGAAUUGGUGGAGGAGGCGGGGAGCGGGGCGUAUUCAAGCUGGCGGCAACCAAGGGAGGUGUCGACGAUGUGCUGGACGACUUGACAACAAAGAGUAGUGGCACAGGGAAGUAG
Messenger RNA from Cyphellophora europaea CBS 101466, 2718 nucleotides. RefSeq lists its product as uncharacterized. The coding region runs from base 1 to 2718 and encodes 905 amino acids. Lineage: Eukaryota; Fungi; Ascomycota; Eurotiomycetes; Chaetothyriales; Cyphellophoraceae. Gene Ontology annotation, molecular function: ATP-dependent chromatin remodeler activity; ATP binding; chromatin binding. Gene Ontology annotation, cellular component: pericentric heterochromatin; nucleus. The transcript has a single exon. The record is from RefSeq and is a predicted model, not a curated record. Gene Ontology annotation, biological process: DNA methylation-dependent constitutive heterochromatin formation; lymphocyte proliferation; pericentric heterochromatin formation.